AUGCGCCGUGUACACAGACUUAGCAUUACUAGAGGCACCGGGUCUGGAGUCUCGGAAGUCGUUAAAUCCGAACUGUCAGAUAUAUCUGAACUAAUCAUCGACAUAGGCUACAGAACCGCAACAUACAGAUUCUGCUUCUCUGUCUACUUCAAUCAAGGCAGCGAUCUAUUCAGCAUCGACUACGGAAAUAAGCAAGAUGCUAAUAUCGAUCUUCAGCACUUAUGCCACUCGAGAAUGAGCCAGCAUAUCGAACGUGUGACCUUCCCAGAUUUCAAUUACACGAUGAGAGCCAGAUUAGCAUGCUUCGUGACAGAGGUCCAUGAUGAAGAGUUGGAUGUACACCACUCUCCUGACAUUGAUGUCUGCAAGGAAUAUUUAUGA
This is a messenger RNA of Botrytis sinoallii, 381 nucleotides long. RefSeq lists its product as uncharacterized. NCBI's taxonomy places the organism in Eukaryota, Fungi, Ascomycota, Leotiomycetes, Helotiales, Sclerotiniaceae. The record is from RefSeq and is a predicted model, not a curated record. The transcript is spliced from 2 exons. The coding region runs from base 1 to 381 and encodes 126 amino acids.